AUGGCGCUGUCCACCCGCGGGCACGGCUGCUGUUUUCCUGUCAUGAGUUUUCUGCACGUGCCAGGGAAAAUGUCGCAGCCGCUCUGGCUUAUGAUGGGGACCGCCUUCCUGCUGCAGGCGGCACACGGCACCGCUGCUUCUGGAAGACAGUUCCUCCUCUCCGCGAAGCAUACCUUUGCGCCAUGGCAGUUCAUCGCGGAUCCGACACGGCUGAAGAUACCGGAGGAGUAUCGCAAGACGAGGUUUGUAGUCGUGCGUCUGUACUUACCGGAUGAUGCUGGACGGGCGAUCGCCGGCAGCAAGGUGGACCUGCGUCUCGUGGCCCUUCACCCCUCGCUAGAUGUUGCGCUGCUGGCGCUGAACUUCGCCGCUGCUGCUUCCUCGGGGAAAAGCGAACCCAACGCACAUGCGGAGGAGGUGCGACGACUGGCAGAGACGGUGGGUGGUGGCCUCGCGUUGUCUGCGGCAGACCCCGCGGUGGGUGACUCGUGUCUCGUUUCCGGCUACCGUGGCGUGGGCUCUCUGGGACUGCUGGACACGGCAGACCCAGAUUUGCUGCGGCGUCUAUCUGCAGCGCAGCGCGACGAAUUGUUGGCUAAACUGAAGUGCGUGGAAGGGGAGCAGGUGGCAGUCACGUCGCGGGUGGAGGUGCUGCACGCCAGCGGGAUGUGCCGCGCGACUCAGGGCCGCUGCUACCACGGCAUGUCAGGCGCUCCAGUUCUUGUGAAUGGCUACACAUGUGGCGGUGUUCUUUAUGGUAAACACACGGAGCACGCCGGGUACUUGGGGUACACACCCGCACGCAGCCUUGACGCGUGGGUGCGGCGCACGGUGGGGGCGGGUUAG
This is a messenger RNA of Trypanosoma conorhini, 846 nucleotides long. Its product is annotated as putative serine protease PepD. The record is from RefSeq and is a predicted model, not a curated record. The transcript has a single exon. NCBI's taxonomy places the organism in Eukaryota, Euglenozoa, Kinetoplastea, Trypanosomatida, Trypanosomatidae. Bases 1 to 846 code for a protein of 281 amino acids.